UGUUUGUGUGAGCUGAUGAUUGUUUGGGUUGUUGUACCGUUUGGCUUGCGUUGGAGGAACAUUGUCGUGUUUUGGCAGGUGGCUCGCCAGCUGCAGCCCUCAGUGAUUUGGAUCGGCGACGCUGAGAAAACAUUCUACAAGAAAGUUCCAAAGCUGGAGAAAGAGAUGGAACCCAAAAGACUAAAGAAAAUCCUGCCGAAGGUCCUAAAAUCUAUUAAACCAGAAGACCGUGUGUUAGUGGUGGGAACGACACGCAGACCUUUUGAUGCAGACAUCAAACCUCUCUGUAAAGUUUACAAGAAGAUCAUUUUGAUCCCUAGACCAGAUUAUGCUUCGAGAUUUACUCUGUGGAAGGAGCUGCUCCAAGCAAGUGGUGCUCAGUUGGGCCCUAAGCUGGACCUGAGCUCUCUAGCUAAAGUUACAGAUGGUUACACUCAGGGUCACAUUCUUCAGGCGAUCCAAACUGUCCUGAACUCUCACCGCCUCAACCAGCAGACCAAAAGACCCCUCACUGCUGUGGAGUUCAUCCCACCUCUUGCAAGGCUAGACCCGGUCUACAAAGAAGAGGAGGAGGCCUUUAAGACGUGGUACGGCCGGACACCUCUGGGCAAAAAAAGGGCUCGAGCGGCCAGGGCCAGCAAGGAGAUGGCAGAUCUCAAGAAAGGGAAAACAAAAGGAGGAAAAUUACAAACAAAAGGAAAGGAGGGAAAGAAGAAAAAGAGAAAGAAAAGGAAGUGAAAACAAUGGGCACUCCAAUCAGACCCUUAAAAAAAUACAGUUGCAGUUCAUUUUCUGGCCAGCAGAGAGCAUCAGCACAUCUCCCAAUGAUAAGUCUACUUCAGUGUUUAAUCCUUUCCUUUGUUUCUCAACUAGUACUUUUUAUGGUAUUUUUUGUUUGGAGAAAAAACUAUUCUACUAAUUAAUUCUACUCAUUCCACAACCAGUUUAUUGGAUUAUUUUGGUUUUCAUCUGUGUGCUCUAUUUUUGGCUAAUUAUGAUAUUUCUUACUUGAAUUAGGUAGCCUAUCUGGUGGGAUGUCUUUUUCCCAUUGGGGGAAAAAAAUAGUUCUGUGAUGAUAGAGUCAGUGUAGCAGACCCUUUUAGUACUGAGAACUUAAAACAUUAUACCUCUAACAAUUUCUCACAAUUGAUACAAGAGCUUGGACACUGUUCCAAACUGUUUGGAUUACCUUCAACUGUAUCACUGUGCAGAGAGGAAACACAAAGAUGGGUGUGUUGUUUAAUAUUUAUUUAGUUUUACUUUAUAAUUUGAUCUAUUAAAAUGUGAUUGUUGAACCUGACUUGAAGUUAGACAGCCAUUAAAGGACAAAACAUGAACCUGAAAUCUUCUCUCUUGUCAAUGUCCUGAAAUGAUGUGCAUUCAGACUCUGAUACAGGAGCCCAUAAA
Pimephales promelas (fathead minnow) is the source of this 1407-nucleotide messenger RNA. The record is from RefSeq and is a predicted model, not a curated record. Lineage: Eukaryota; Metazoa; Chordata; Actinopteri; Cypriniformes; Leuciscidae.